AUGAGGGAUUUACAGAUCAGGAAACUCUGUCUAAAUAUUAGCGUUGGAGAGAGUGGUGACAGAUUGACCCGUGCUGCUAAAGUUCUGGAACAGCUUACAGGGCAACAGCCUGUUUUCUCUAAAGGUAGAAAUUAAGAGAAUCAUUAGUGUUUUAUCUGUUAUCAAGAAAGCAAGAAGUUGGUUCAAAAUACAAUGCAUAGAGCUCGCUUAGCCUAAGAAAACAGCUGAAAUUUCGCGACGCCACCAACUGUUUCCCCACGAAAUGAUGUCUGAGAAACAAGCACAACUGAGAAACGAGCACAGAAAUUCCAUACUGAUGGCAUAUCACUACCCAGAUCUGGGUGGUGCUUCUGUUUGGUUGAAGCAAUUUUCGCGAGCCGCACGACCAAGCAGAAGCACUUCUUAGAUCUGGGUAAUGACGCGUCAUUAGUGUGGAAUUUCUGUGCUUGAUUCUCAGACGUCAUUUCGCGGGGAAUUCAGUAGUGGUGUCGCGAAAUGCUGGCUGUUUUCUCAGGCUAAGACCACCUUUGAUGCCUCAGAGACAAGUAAAACCACAGUUGGUCCUAGCAUGGUAUAACUGACCGGUUCUUUGGAUGAUGAUGAUGAUGAUGAUAUAGUAAUAGUAUUAAUAAUAAUAACAAUAAUAUUAAUGUUAAACUGUUUUAAUAACAAUAAUAAUUUUAAUAAGAAGAAGAAUGAAUGAUGCACAUGUCAUCAGCUUCCCCCAGGGGUAGGACCCCAUGGGAGAAUACAAGGAGGAAUUCUCUGUCCUUAGGGAGGGGAAAAUUUGUGGCUUUCCUUUAUCUUGAAAGGAAAGGGGUGGGGGAAUUCAGAUUUUUAUAACAUCAUAGACAGCAACCCUUCUCUAGCGCGUAACUAUUGAGAAUAUUAAUGUGAGCAUUUUUAUAUGGAGUGGAGAUCAGGGGCAUUUUUCAGUGAGAAGCACUUGACGUGGGGAAUUUGUUUUGUUAGCCAGUUUGGUAACCUGUAUUUAGCAGUCAUGUGCCAAGUAACAUAUAGUGUUUUUAUUAGAAAGUCUUAAUGGUCUUUCCAAAGUAUUAGAGUGGAAAUGUUCUUAAGGUAUCUGCAGCGGUAGUUUGUCAAUGAAUCCAAGCAGUGAAUAGAUUUUGCUUAGCGCAUCAAUAGAACUUGAUGCUGGAAAGAGGAGUCAAAUUGCGCUCCUGCCGUUCUUUUUCUUAGUAACGGAAAUGAAAAUUUUUUUUUUCGGUAAAUCAGUCAACUUUUGAGUAGAUUUUCUCUUAAAUGCGAAGGUAUAUUCGAAAAAGAACACCAGAUAUGCAUAUUACAUCAUCUGAACUUACUGUAGAACGAUUUUGAGGGCAAAAUAAAAUGUUGAAAAUUUGCUGGUGCAGAUACCUUAAGGCAGCCCUCUAGUUUAUUCCAAACCCUCCAUGUUAUAUUGCAUUCUGGUGACCAAUAGUUUAUUUCUUGGAUUCAUUUUAACAAAAAGGGAAAAAAAGUUUAAUUCAGAGCUCUAAAGGUUUUUACAAAUGUUAAAACUUAGGCAUAGUGAAUGGUUACCUAGAAAAUUGUAAACUAAUCUUGAAUUGAAGAAUCAUUCUGUGUGUUUCUUCCCAUCUCGCAAAAUUUUUCCUGCAAAGUCUCAGAUUUUUAUAACCAUCCUCUCAGCAUCAAGCUAGUGAGUAUUCUGUUAAGAGAAACUUUUUUACCCUCUAGCUCGUUACACUGUGAGGUCUUUUGGAAUUCGAAGAAAUGAGAAGAUCUCAGUUCAUUGUACUGUGCGAGGUCCAAAGGCAGAAGAAAUCUUGGAGAAGGGCUUGAAAGUGCGGGAAUAUGAGUUAAACAAAGGAAACUUCUCUGCUACAGGUUUACUGUAUUUACAUUAUUUUUUACUUUUACCUGUGUUGAAAGCUGGGCUUUGGUAAAGAUAUUAAAAAGCUUAAGGAACAACAACGCCGACAGCUACGAAAACGUCACUGAAAAAUUCGGGCUGCUUCAAUCAACUUCAACAUGCUCAUUCCAUCUUGUUCAAUUUGUCAAAUGUUGACAAUUUUUUUCUGGAGAUGAAUUCCAAAAGACUGUGUCAAAGGUCAAGAAAAGAAAAAGAAAGUCUUGUCUUGUGUUCAUGUCCUCCACAAAAUGUAAAAUAAGGAAUUUUUGUGUGGUAGUUCUGCAAUGACGGCAAAGAAAUAACAAAAAGGGUGAUGCACGUCCAAUUUUGUUGUUUUUCUAAUCUAUUGUGCCUAUUGCUUUUUUACCCUUCUUGCUGGCGUCACCGUAGUUGUUGCUUAAGCAUCCUAUUAUCUGUGACUUUUGCCGAUUUCUUUCCGGUGCGAUGCUCUCUGUUGAAGUCCUGAAUUUUUUUCAGGCUUCUUUAUGCAAUUGCAUAAAUUGCGUUCACUGCGACGAUCAUUUCUUCAUUUUCAUUUCAUUUCCGCAAAUCAUAUAUGAUUUAUUUCAUAUAUCAUUAACACUCAUUUCUUUCGCGGGAAUAUAUGAACCCACAAUUGACCUGCUCCCAGUGUCAGUGGCUUCAUAGCUCAGUUGGUAGAGCAUGGCAUCAGUAAUCGCGAGGUCACGGGUUCAAACCCCGUUGAGGUCUUGAAUUUUUUUCAGGCUUCUUUAGGCAAUUGCAUAAAUUGCGUUCACUGCGACGAUCAUUUCUUUAUUUUCAUUUCAUUUCCCCAGUUCAUAUAUGAUUUACUUCAUAUAUCAUUAACAAAAUCUUUUUUGUCGUUGAUCUGCUUCAGGAAACUUUGGCUUUGGAAUCCAGGAGCAUAUUGAUCUAGGAAUAAAGUAUGACCCAACCAUUGGUAUUUAUGGCAUGGAUUUCUAUGUGGUCCUUGGUCGUCCUGGAUUCAACGUGGCAAAGAGAAAAAGAGCCAAGGCUCAUGUGGGAUUUCCACACAGGAUUACCAAAGAAGAGUCCAUGAAGUGGUUCCAGCAGAAGGUAUGAGUAAAGCUCUGAAUAAUUUAUACCUUUUUGUGGGGUGUGACUGUGGUAUGUGUUAAUCUCAUGGAAGUUUACAAUAAACAAUAGAAACGGUAGAGACUUGGUAAAUUUUAUGCGAAAGUAAGGUGUGUAAUAUCCAGCACUUUGUUAAAUAAUCAAUUACAAUGUUGGUUAAAAAUAAAAAGGUUUACAGUCAAACCAGGUCAAGCGUACCCCGCAAGAAUACACUAAUGAAUUUAUUAUUCAAAAGUUGAAUCCUUUGCUAGUUGUGGCUUCAGAUUGAUCUCUGCAUUCUUGCAUGUGUAAUGAGCCGUGAAUUCACACGCGAGGCCGUUAUGAAAUUUCUACCAGCUCCAUUUUCCUGAAAUUGAUGUAAAUGUCUUCUAAGAAAGCUCAUUACGCAUUCAGAAAUGCCUCUUUGAAUUUGACACAAGUUACGGGAACGACUAACGGAUUCAUUUUUCAAAUAAUCAAUUCAUUAAUAGAAUCUUGGGGGGUACGCUUGACUUGGUUUGACUGUAACAUGGUGGAAAGUACACUUAGCUUAUCCAGCUAGUUUACAGGCUCUCCACUCAAAUACUUAGAAACAAAUAAUUCAAAUACAACAUAACAGGAUGAAAAACCCAAACUGGCAGGGGGGCAACCAGUUGGCUAUUUACAAGUAUGGCCGAGGAUUUGAACUCAGGAUGACUGAGAACAAAUCCAGCAAGUUGCCUGAGCGGGACUCAAACCCGGGACCACCGGAUUGUGAGUCGUACGCACUGACCACUUGGCCACUCUGCCUCCUAUGUAAUGAAGCCUGUGUGGCAGGCAUUGAAAGGGCUGGACAAUCCCACUUUUCUCCUCCCCCACCCUUCCCUUUUUUUGUGCCUACCGCACAGGCUAAAAUCAUGAGAAAGUUUUUGUUCAGGGAUCCUGUGUGGCUUUCCUCUUCAAGUCUCCUUGUUAUAUGUCAGUUAACCCUUUAAGUCCCAAUAUCAACAUACAAAUUCUCCAAACUGAUCUCCAUACAUUUCCUUUAAGAAUCAGUUGAGAGAAUUUAAUAACAGAUCAAGGUUUUUUCUCUUUGGUGAUCAUUUGUUAAUUCUCAUAACUGUAUCUCUUGACAAUUACUGGAUAUUGUUAGGAGAAAAUUGAUGUUGGUCACUAUCGGGACAUAAAGGGUUAACUAGUUGCCUGACAUAGUUCAGAUUUAGACUUGAUAUAACAAUGAUGUGAGGCUUCCCGGGUAAAGUUUUCGUCACUCAAGGGCAAUAAAUUAAUGGGUUUUGUUCCCUUUAUUUUGUUUUUCUUUCAGUUCGAUGGAAUCCUCCUCAAUCCCAAGAAACAUUAA
Messenger RNA from Porites evermanni, 4268 nucleotides. The record is from the annotation of a GenBank genome assembly. Lineage: Eukaryota; Metazoa; Cnidaria; Anthozoa; Scleractinia; Poritidae.